GAAAACUGUAUUUAUUUAAUUAACAAUAAAAAUAAUUUAAAGUACCGAAGUUUGCAAUUUCGAUUUGUUUUAAAUAGAAACGGCGAUAGUGGUCAAGCAAGUAGCAAAUCAGCAACGCAGAGUCGCAGUUGAGUUUAUAGCAUCGAUAGCAACGACGGGAGCGGCAAGAGCAACGGCAACAGUGACGAAAAUAAAGAAAAGUGGACGUCGAGGAAAUUAAAAAAUUUCUAAAAAUAUUUGCAAUUAAUUAAAUCGGUUUACAAAUCCAAAGUUAAAAAUGGUCUUAAAGGUUUAUGUAAGCGGUAUGUCCGGUAACAAAGAGGUCAAAAAACGCCAGCAACGCGUUUUGAUGAUUCUGGACAGCAAGAAUAUCAAGUAUGAUACUGUGGACAUUACAGAACCGGGCAAAGAAGGCGAAAAAGAGUUAAUGCAAACAAAGUCGACCAGCAAUGGUGCGACAGUCAGCGACCCAGAGCCAAGACAUCCACUGCCACCGCAAAUAUUCAACGAGACAGAAUAUUGUGGGGAUUAUGAUGCCUUUGAUUUGGCCAAUGAAAUCGAUACAUUAGAGCAAUUCUUGAAGCUGGCACCGGCCGAUACGACAGCUGUUUCAAGUGCUCAGCUGGAACUGAAGCAGGAAAAUGGUGAGGUAAAAGCAGCAGAUGAUGAGAACAAAGAGAAUGUCGAGGAAAAAGCCGAAAGUGAUGAGACUGCUAAAGCGGCUGACGAUAGUCAAGCAGCUCCCGCCGAUGCUGCGGAUAGUGCAAACGGUGAAAGCGAGACCAAGAAUGCUGAGAGUGAAGCGCAGGAAGGAGAAAAUGAUGAAAAUAAAGACAAAAAUGAAACAGUCGAAGCCGAUACGGAGGCGGACAAAUCUAUAGGAGAGACUGCAAAAGAAGAAGAAGAAGAAGCGACUGAGGAACAGUCAAACAAUGAUGCUAUAAAACCAGAUGAUGCUGAAGACGAUUCGGCCGAGACACAAAAAGCGGAAACUAAACCCGACGAAGAUGAAAAAAGUGUAAAGGCAGAAGAGGGUGAAAAUACUGAAGACACAGCCGAAACGGAAGUAGCGCAAGAUAAUUCCAGUGAGGAAAUAGAAGCUAAAACAGAGAGUGAAUCGAAGUCCGACGACAAUAAAACGGAAGAGACCACGAUAAAAGAAGAAAGUGUCACUGAAGUUGAAGAUUCCGCGGUGGAAACAGAUACUUUGAAAGAGGAUACAGAAGACAUUAAAAACGAUGAAACAACAAAAUUAGAUACGGAAAGCGAAGAAACAAGUAAUAACAAAGAUGAAACAGAGAUCGACAGCAAUGAAUCAGAAGAUGCCAAGCCAGUAGCUGAAAAAGAGGAAGAAAAUAAUGAUGAAGACAAAGAGCAGGAUGAAGUGGAUGAAAGUGAAAAAGCAGACGUCAGUGGAGAAACAGAUAACACCGGCAAUAAUGAUGCAGAGAAUGUUGAUAAUAAUGAUGCUGAAAAAGUAGAUGAUAAUAAUGAAGUUCCCGAAAAAGAGAGUGUAAAAUCAGAAGAAGAUAAAAAGGAAAACAUUAUAGAAUCAAAUGAUGAUAAUGAAUCUGCAAACGAAGAGAACGUGACGAGCGAAGAAGAAAAUGACGAAGAAGAAGAAGAAAAAAGCUCAGCGGUAGAAAAUAUUGAUAAGGAAAAAGUUGCAGUUGAUGAUGUUGAGGAGGACAAUGCCAGCAACGAUCACGAUAAUAAUGAAUAGUGAUAAUAACAUUAAAAUUAAGAUAAAUCCCUUAUGCGAUCGACUGCUUACCUUUUGGUUAUAUUACGUUAAUUCAUUUUUAUUUAAGAAAUGCACCAUCCUUAGUUCCUCCUCACUUUAUGUUGGUUUUUGGAAUUAUCCCCAAGCACUUCAUUAGUCAUUACUUGUAAAUGCGACCAUGAAUCACCGAAAAGCACUGAACGUAGUAAACACAAUUCAACACACUCCCUUAUGAAAUGGUCGACAAUGAAAGGGCGCCGCAAUCAAGACCACAAAGGGAUAUUGUCAUCAAUUCUAAAGUGGAAGACUUACUUGCGAGCGAGAAGCGUGCAGCUGCGAAUUAAACCAAUUCACUGUUAUACAUGCAUACAUAUAUACAUUCAUCAGUCAAUAAACAUUGUGUUUUAAGUUGAAUAAAUAUGUAUUCAUUUGUACUAAUGUUUUGUUUUACCGUUUGUAUGUAUUUAUUUCAUUAAUGAUUUCUUUAUACUAAUGAUGACCGCUAUUAAAUGAUAAUUUAAUUGAUUCUUUUGUUUUCAAUAAAUUUUAAUAAUUUACAUUAUUAAACAUUUUUUUAUAUUUUUCUUGCUUUCAAUGUGUCGAUUUUUAAUUGUAUAAUUGGAUUCAAUGUGUAAUACAAAACUAGCAAAAAUUGUUUGUAUUUUCAAAAAGUAAAAGUUUCGUCGGAUUUAUAUAAUAUUUUUGGAUUUCUUACAAUUUUAAUUUUAUUUUUCUCUUUGAAUAGGUAACUAUUUUUUCUAAAAAUCAUAGCAAUAUUAUGCUUUUAAAAAUUUAUGCUUAAUCAUAGUUUAUUAGUAUUUAGUUUGAAUUCGCCCAGCAAUUCUUAUCUUUUCUUUAAUAUUUUUUCCAAACAAUUCAAACACAAAAGAAAGUAAGAAAAUUGAAAACCAAAAUGUAUAAAAAAUGAACUAUAAGUAUUGUAAGAUCAUUAUACAAUUGCAAUACAUCAUACACUAAUAUGCUAAGGGUUUUU
This is a messenger RNA of Zeugodacus cucurbitae (melon fly), 2717 nucleotides long. It is a transcript of the gene Sh3beta, whose product is annotated as serine-aspartate repeat-containing protein F. The transcript has 7 exons. Gene Ontology annotation, cellular component: cytoplasm. The record is from RefSeq and is a predicted model, not a curated record. NCBI's taxonomy places the organism in Eukaryota, Metazoa, Arthropoda, Insecta, Diptera, Tephritidae. The coding region runs from base 278 to 1723 and encodes 481 amino acids.